AGCCAAGUUUCGGCUCAACAUUCCAGCGACCCAAACACGGGAGCAGCCGAAGUGCGCUUUCGAUCAUGCGGAGCUCCGGACUUGUGCUACUCCUCGCCGCUCCGGCGCUCGUUGCGGGCGACACGGACGCCAUCAAGGCCCAGAUCCAGACGCUUCGGAGCCAGCUGAAGUCCCAGCGCGAGCAGAUUGAGGAGCAGCAGCAGCUGCUGACGGAGGCGGAUGGCCGGCGCCUGCAGACCCUGGUCACCCAGACCACCGUGGACACCCAGAUCGCGGCGCUGCAAGCAACCCGCUACGGCUUCAACGGGGCCAUGGACUCGCUGUGGCUGUGCCUCUGCGGGGCCCUGGUGAUGUUCAUGCAUGCGGGCUUCGCAAUGCUGGAGACUGGGUCGUGCCGCGCCAAGAACGCCUCCAACGUGCUGAUGAAGAACUUGGUCAACGUGUGCGUGGGCACCUUGGGCUGGUGGCUCACGGGCUGGGCCUUCGCUUACGGCACCCAGAGCGGCACCGCGCUCUUCGGGUCCAGCGGCUUCGUGGGGGAGGGCUUCUACACCAAGGACGCCUCAGGCAAAAUCACCCCGGUGACCUGCACCUCCGAGGGGUGCCAGAGCACGAUGCUCUCCUGGUUCUUCCAGUGGGCCUUCUGCACAGCCGGGGCCACCAUAGUCAGCGGGGCGGUGGCAGAGCGCGUGAAGGGGCCCACCUAUGCCGCCUUCGCCUUCGUGAUGACCAGCUUCAUCUACCCCAUGGUUGUGGCCUGGAGCUGGGGCGGGGGCUGGAUCUCCACGCUCUUCGACGUGGGCUACAUGGACUUCGCCGGCUCCGGGGUCGUGCACCUCACCGGGGGCGUGGCAGGCCUGGCCGGCACCGUGGUGCUGGGCCCCCGCAAGGGCCGCUUUGUGAAUCCGGAGGACUUCGAGCCCCACAACCUGCCGCUGGUGGUCUUCGGCACCUUCGCUCUCUGGUUCGGGUGGUACGGCUUCAACCCGGGCUCCACCCUGGGCAUGCACGACGGGGCCACGGGUGCACUCGCCGCGCAGGUGGCCAUGAACACCACGCUGGCGGCGGCCACUGGGGGCAUCAGCGUCUUCAUCAUCCGCUAUGCCAUCCUCCGGAAGUACGACGUGGGCGGCCUCUGCAACGGCAUCCUUGCGGGCCUGGUCUCCAUCACCGCGGGCUGCGGCAACAUGGAGAGCGGCUCCGCCUUCGCCACGGGGCUGGUGGGCGCCAUGGUCUACCAGGGCGCCUCCAUGCUGCUCCAGAAGCUGAAGAUCGACGACCCCGUGGACGCGGUCCCCGUGCACGGCUUCUGCGGGAUUUGGGGCUUGCUGGCCACCGCCUUGUUCGACUGGGGCAAGGGCGUGGACCACUACCACGGCUGGAGCGGCUGGGGCUGCAUGCAAACCGCGGACAAGAGCAGCUGCCAGACGGGCAUCGGCGGCACCGCCAUCGGAGCGAAUCUCAUCAUGGCCUUGGUGAUCAUCGCCUGGUCCGGAAGCAUCUCUGCUUUGACCUUCGCCCUGCUCAAGUGGUGGGGCGCCCUCCGUAUCGACGAGGAGACGGAGGAGAUGGGCAUGGACGCCAAGUCCCACUCCCCCGCCAAGGCGUACGCCCUGGAUUUUCCGAACGGUCAGCUGCCGGAGGCCAUGAAGUGGUACGCCUUGCCGCUCCUGGCCACUGGGGCCGCUGUCGCUGCCGGGCAGAGCGAGCUGCUGGCAGAGCUAAAGCAGCUGGAGUCCGAGGUGAAUGCGCAACAGCAGCUGAUCAAGGACCAGCAGGAGUUGCUCGACUCGUAUGAGUCCCACCAGUCCCGCCGGCUCCAGACAAUGGUGAACGAGACCUACUUCAACUCCACGGUGGAGGCGCUCCAAGCCAAGGACUAUUCCCUUGGUGGCGCCAUGGACUCCGCGUGGCUCUGCCUCUGCGGGGCCCUGGUCAUGUUCAUGCACGCCGGCUUCGCGAUGCUGGAAACGGGCUGCUGCCGUGCAAAGAACGCGUCCAACGUGCUCAUGAAGAAUUUGGUCAACGUGUGUGUGGGCACCUUGGGCUGGUGGAGCUUGGGAUGGGCCUUUGCCUACGGCGCGCAGAACGGCAAUGGCUUUAUCGGCACCACCGGCUUCUUCGGCUGGGAUUUCUACAGCCAAGAUGCCACCACCGGGGUGAUCACGCCAGUCACCUGCAACGGGGAUGGCUGCCAGAGCACCAUGCUGAGCUGGUUCUUCCAGUGGGCCUUCUGCACAGCAGGCGCAACCAUCGUGAGCGGAGCAGUUGCGGAGCGCGUGAAGAGCCCCACCUAUGCCGCCUACGCCUUCUUCAUGACCAGCUUCAUCUAUCCCGUCGUUGUGGCGUGGACCUGGGGCGGUGGUUGGCUCGCCAGCAUCUUCGACGUGGGCUACAUGGACUUCGCGGGCUCCGGAGUGGUGCAUCUGACGGGGGGCGUCAGCGGCCUGAUGGGCACCAUCGUGCUGGGGCCGAGGAAGGGCCGCUUUGUGAGUCCGGAGGACUUCGAGCCUCACAACCUGCCGCUGGUGGUGCUGGGCACCUUCGCGCUCUGGUUCGGCUGGUAUGGCUUCAACCCAGGCUCCACCCUUGGCAUGAAGAGCGCCAACGACGGCGCGAUGGCGGCGCAGGUGGCCAUGAACACCACCUUGGCCGCGGCCACCGGGGGCAUCACCGUCUUCAUCCUGCGCUACUGCAUCCUGAGGAAGUACGACGUGGGGGGCCUGUGCAACGGCAUCCUCGCCGGACUGGUGUCCAUCACCGCGGGCUGCGGGAACAUGGAGUGCGGCUCCGCGGUGACCACGGGGUUCAUCGGCGCCUUUGUGUACCAGGCUGCCUCCAUGCUUCUGCAGAAGCUGAAGAUCGACGACCCCGUGGACGCCGCCCCGGUGCACGGCUUCUGCGGGAUUUGGGGCGCUUUGGCCACCGCCCUCUUCGACUGGGGCAAGGGCAUCGACAACUACCACGGCUGGAGCGGCUGGGACUGCAUGGCCGCGAAUGGCAGCUGCAGGCCGGGCAUCGGCGGCACAGCCAUCGGCGCCCAGCUCAUCAUGAUCAUCAUGAUCAUCGUGUGGGCGGGGGGCCUCUCGAGCAUCGCCUUCUUCCUGCUGAAGCUCACCGGCACGCUCCGCAUCUCCGAGGAUGUGGAGGAGGUGGGCAUGGACUCGAAGCACCACUCCCCGCCCAAGGCCUACGCCAUGCAGUGA
Molecule: messenger RNA, 3206 nt
Organism: Effrenium voratum
Lineage: Eukaryota; Dinophyceae; Suessiales; Symbiodiniaceae
Source: the annotation of a GenBank genome assembly